Salvia hispanica is the source of this 1361-nucleotide messenger RNA. RefSeq lists its product as uncharacterized. Lineage: Eukaryota; Viridiplantae; Streptophyta; Magnoliopsida; Lamiales; Lamiaceae. The record is from RefSeq and is a predicted model, not a curated record. Gene Ontology annotation, molecular function: protein binding. Gene Ontology annotation, cellular component: plasma membrane.
AUGGUGAGUGAAGUAGUAGAAAAGAAACUCUACGAUGCUGCAUCAAAAGGAGAUGUCGCAAUACUCGUACGACUAGUCGAAGAAGAUCCAUAUCUUGUUCAUGGAGUCUCGUUUCCAUUUUCAAGAAAUCUUCUACACGUUGCAGCAAUGCAUGGACAAGCAUCCAUUGUUGAAGAGGUGGUCAAGUAUAAUCCGAGGCUAGCACGGAUUUCAGACUCCCAAAAGUCAUCACCUCUUCACAUUGCAGUAGAGGAAGGGCACCUUGAGAUCUGCCAAAAGUUGUUAUCAGUAGCCCCAGAGGCUUGCUGGUGGCGAGACUGUCAUGAUAUGAAUCCGCUUCAUAUUGCUGCGAUAAAAGGGCACGUUGAGAUCAUGGAGCAUCUCCUUGAAGAGAGUCAUUUGCUUGCUAUGGAGGGGUUGCCUCGCAAAGAGACUGUGUUGCACUUGUGCGUGAAACACGGUCAACUUGGGGCGUUGAAGGUGUUGAUAGAUAGGCUGGGAGCUGAGCUUGUGGAUGCAGAUGAUGAGAAUGGAGAGACAAUAUUGCAUAUGGCUGUCAGGUCCAAUCAACUUGAGACUAUACAAUACCUUGUGGACAACAAGAAAAUAAAGAGGCGAACACGUAAUAUCAGAGGCCAUACACCACUGCAAGUCUUAAAUGAGAGCCCUCGCUACACAGCUACUAGGUAUUCGGAAGUUAGAAAAUUAUUAUUAAAACUGUUACGACCAUCACUUGACAAAAUAUUGCCCAAGUGGACCAACACGAUGAUGGUGGUGGUGAUCCUGAUAGCAACGAUGGCAUUCCAGAACUCCAUCAACCCACCUGGUGGCAUUUGGCAGGAAGAUACGUCAUCACACAAGGCCGGUGAUGCUGUGAUAGCACAUACUCAUCCACAUAUAUACAGAUAUUUGGUGCAUGCUAACACCGUAGCAUUCAUUUCAUCCUUCCUCGCAAUCUUACUCAUCACCACUGAAGCGCCAUCCGUAAACAUUUGCUUCUGGAGGAUGGCCGUGUAUGCUAUGGCGGUGUCGAUGAUGGCUAUCACAUUGAGUUACGCAGCAUCCACAAUGGUGACCGCUCCCAACAUAAAAAAUAAACCAAUUCACCUUAUCACCAUCAUAUUCAUCCUUGCGUGCCUUGUCGCCUUUGUACUCAUGUUUCUCUUUUUGCAUCUGCUAAGUCAUUACUUCAACUGGAAGGCAAAAAUACGGAGUCAGGAAGAUCUUACAACGGAUCCUCUAUACAAACGGAUCCUGUAUUGGAUUUACCAACAUUUCGAGACCCGAGAUGUUUGAGAUUCAAUCGUUGAACAUUUCUAAAUAUAGCAUUCCACAUGACGUGUGUGUCCAUGUUUUGUUCA